Haemorhous mexicanus (house finch) is the source of this 1091-nucleotide messenger RNA. RefSeq names its product enoyl-CoA hydratase 1 (gene ECH1). Gene Ontology annotation, cellular component: mitochondrion. Gene Ontology annotation, molecular function: delta(3,5)-delta(2,4)-dienoyl-CoA isomerase activity. The transcript has 10 exons. Bases 16 to 969 code for a protein of 317 amino acids. Lineage: Eukaryota; Metazoa; Chordata; Aves; Passeriformes; Fringillidae. The record is from RefSeq and is a predicted model, not a curated record.
CGGCGAGCGGAGCCGAUGGCGGCGGGGGUCGCGCGGCUGCUGCGCGCACUGCGUCCCAGCGCUGUCCCGGUGAUGUCCCGCCCGGUGAGGUCGGUGUCCCCCCCGGUGUCCCCCCCGGUGUCCCCGCCGGUGUCCCCGCGGGAGCUGCAGACGCUGCGGCUGGCGCAGGAGCGGCCGCACGUGCUGCACCUGCAGCUGCACCGGCCCAGCAAGCGCAACGCCCUCAACCUGCAGUGCUGGAGGGAGCUGGUGCAGUGUUUCCAGGACAUCUCUGAGGACCCCUCGUGCCGCGCCGUCGUCAUCUCCGGGGCCGGCAGCGCCUUCACCGCCGGGAUCGAUCUCUCUGACCUGGGCUCGGUGCUGGCCCAGCUGCCCCAGGAGGACACGGCUCGCCGGGCCUGGGCUCUGCGCCGGCGCAUCCUGGAGUUCCAGGAGAGCUUCAGCGUCAUGGAGAGGUGCCCCAAACCCGUGAUCGCCGCCGUGCACGGGCCCUGCAUCGGAGCCGGCGUGGAUCUGAUCUCGGCCUGUGACAUUCGCUUCUGCUCCCAGGACGCCUCGUUCCAGGUCAAGGAGGUGGACAUGGGGCUGGCGGCCGACGUGGGGACCCUGCAGCGCCUCCCCAAAAUCGUGGGGAGCCAGAGCCUGGUGAACGAGCUGGCCCUCACCGCCCGCGUGCUGCGCGCCCCCGAGGCGCUGAGCUGCGGCCUGGUCAGCCGGGUGCUCCCCGACAAGGAGACGCUGCUGGAGGUGGCCCUGGGGGUGGCCUCGGCCAUCGCCGCCCGCAGCCCGGUGGCCGUGCAGGGCACCAAGGUCAACCUGGUGUACGGCCGGGACCGGCCCGUCAGCGAGGGGCUGCAGCACGUGGCCACCUGGAACAUGGCCAUGCUGCAGACCGAGGACAUCCCCAAGUCCGUGCAGGCGGCGCUGGACAAGAAGGGACCCGAGGAUGUCCCCUUUGCCAAGCUCUGAUGUCACCUCCGUGCCACCAGUGUCCCCAACGUCCCCUUCUCCAUCCACCCUGGUGUCCCCUCGGUGUCCCCUCCCCAUCUCCGGGGCCACCUCAGUGUCCCCAAUAAAUCCCUUUGUCCCCA